GAUUAAAUUAUUUGGUUUAAUUAAAAAGAUAAUAUAAAAAAAAUGAAGUUAUCAUAAAAUAAUUAAGUUAAAUAGUUGUUUUAUUAGAUAUUCGUGGUUUGAGCAGUGAAUAUAAUAAAUAAGCGAUAAUGAUUGUCGAAAUUGAACAAGGCAAACUACGAGGUCGUACAGCACAAGGAAUCGAUGGUAAAAUUUAUAAAAUAUUUCAAGGAAUUCCAUAUGCUAAACCUCCAGUUGGAAAAUUACGCUUCCUGGCACCACAACCUCCUGAACCAUGGACAGAAAAUAUUUGGGAUGCAACAAAAGAACGUGAUGUGUGCUAUGCAUACGAUAUGGUUAACAAUCCUAAACAGGUUUUCGGAAGUGAUGAUUGCUUAUAUUUGAAUGUUUACACCCCAGCGACUAAGAUUACUGAUAAAUUACCCGUAAUGGUAUGGGUUCAUGGAGGUGGAUUUUAUUUAGGAUCGGGAAAUACAGAUCUUUAUGGUCCAGAAUUUUUAAUGACAAAAAAUGUGGUAUUAGUUACAUUUAACUAUCGUCUAGGAUUUUUAGGAUUUCUUAGCUUGGAUGAUGCCUCCGUAGGUGUAACUGGUAACGCUGGACUAAAGGAUCAAGUUCAAGCACUACGUUGGGUACAAAAAAAUAUUCAUAAAUUUAACGGUGACCCAAAUAAUGUGACGAUAUUUGGUGAAAGUGCGGGUGGAGCUUCAUGCAAUUUUCUAUUACUCUCACCAUUAUCCAAAGGUCUUUUCCAUAAAGCAAUUAUACAAAGUGGUUGCGUAUUAAAUUCGUGGGUACAGCAACCACGAUUGGAUGAAAUAUUUUUAAAACAAAUUGGAUGCAAAGCAACAAAUGACAAGGACAUUCUUGAAUUCCUUCAGCAACAACCAUUAAACGUUAUUUUAGCAGCACAAAAUAAAACAUUCCCCAUUCCAACUCGUUGCAUGGGUGAAUUGUGUUUUCCUACUCCAAGAGUUGAACCAAAUAUUUCAACAGCAUUUUUAAGUGAACCAUCUGAAAAAUUAUUGCUUGAAGGUCGUUUUCAUAAAGUACCUGUUAUGAUAGGUGUGACGAGUCAUGAAGGUUUAUUGUAUUUAAAUCCUGAAUUCAUAGAAUCGUUUCCUCCGGAUUUUACGGAUAAUAAGAUCUUAGUUCCCCGUGAUUUAAAAGAAAUAUUGAAAACUGAAAAAGCCAUCCAAGAAGUUGGUGAUAAAAUUAAGCAAUUUUAUUACAAAAAUGAAAAACCAUCCUAUGAUCUAUUUGAUACAUUCAUUGAUUACUGCAGUGACUUGGCUUUUAUACACAAAAUUAAUGUGACGACAAAAUUACUUGGUGAACAUGCAAGUGUUUACGCUUAUUAUUGCAAACUAAAUACGAAAUUAGGUAUAAUAAAAAAUGCAACGGGUAUUGAGUAUGAUGGAACAUGUCACGCUGAUGAUGUUGCUUAUUUGUUUAAAACCCAAAAAACUCCAACAAUUGAAUCAAACUCACCAGAGGCCAUUGGUGUUGAAAUGAUGACAACACUAUGGAUAAAUUUUGCUAAGACUGGUAGUCCAAAUUCCAAGAAUAUUAAUGUCGAUUGGAAACUAUUUACACCUAGGGAAGAAAACUAUUUAGAAAUUGAUAUAAAACCUCAAGCAAAGAAAAAUAUGCUGAAGGAACGUAUGCGAUUUUGGAACGAUUUAUAUCGAACUGUUGCUGUAGAUUCAACAAUAUAUCAGAAGUUACGGGUAUGGUGCAAAUUAUAAAACUGGAAACUGAGAUUCAAAAAUGAAGUACAGUACUUACAAAUUCUUGCCGAUAUAAACCAUCAUAAAAUUUGUCGAUUUUUAUACGUAAACUACGGAAUAACUCAUGACAAAGAACUGUGGUUCUUCGUGAUAGAUUUUAUAUAUUUUUGCAUUAUUAAUGU
Molecule: messenger RNA, 1912 nt
Organism: Chrysoperla carnea
Lineage: Eukaryota; Metazoa; Arthropoda; Insecta; Neuroptera; Chrysopidae
Product: esterase B1-like
Exons: 8
Coding region: 129-1748 (539 amino acids)
Source: RefSeq, a predicted model, not a curated record